CUAUUCUUUCAGAUAAUGAGACCGUGGACUCUUCUGAGGUGGACUUUGCGUGUGGAGUGAGGAAGUGCCCUGAUAAAUACACCUGCAUUGGCUCAUGGAUUGGGCCCAAUGAUGGCAUCACUCAGUUUGAUAACAUCUUGUUUGCAGUACUAACGGUAUUUCAGUGCAUUACCAUGGAGGGAUGGACUGCAGUCCUCUACAAUACUAAUGAUGCUUUAGGAUCCACAUGGAAUUGGGUAUAUUUCAUUCCUCUCAUCAUUAUCGGCUCGUUUUUUGUGCUCAACCUUGUUUUGGGUGUCCUUUCUGGGGAAUUUGCUAAAGAGAGAGAGAGGGUGGAGAACAGACGUGCCUUCAUGAAGCUUAGACGACAGCAACAGGUGGAGAGAGAACUCAACGGCUACCGGGCCUGGAUCGACAGAGCAGAGGAAGUAAUGCUCGCAGAAGAAAACAAGAAUUCUGGGAGGUCAGCAUUAGAUGUUUUGAAACGGGCCACUAGCAAGAAAAAUGCGAGGCGUCGAGGACCAGGGGAGGAGAAAUAUUCUGAAAUCUCUACAGUUGGUGGGCCGCGACCAAGAGUUGGUAUACGAACAGCAAGACGAGGUCCUGCUGCUUACAUGCGGCGCAAGGAACGCAUGUUGCGAAUCUCUAUUCGUCGCAUGGUUAAAACCGACAGCUUCUAUUGGAUAGUCCUCAGUCUGGUGGGUCUCAACACCAUCUGUGUUUCCAUCGUUCAUCACAAUCAACCGGAAUGGCUCACUGUCAUUCAAUACUACGCAGAAUUCGUGUUUCUUGGACUUUUUCUUGCCGAGAUGUUUCUGAAAAUGUAUGGCCUUGGUUUCCGUCUGUACUUCCAUUCAUCCUUUAACUGCUUUGAUUGUGGGGUUAUUGUAGGAAGUAUUUUUGAAGUGGUUUGGGGAUUCUUCAGGCCAGGAGUGUCUUUUGGCAUCAGUGUCCUCAGAGCCUUACGUCUGCUACGAAUCUUUAAGAUAACAAAGUACUGGACUUCCUUGCGGAACUUGGUGGUGUCCCUCAUGAGCUCCAUGAAGUCAAUCAUCAGUUUGCUCUUCCUCCUCUUUCUGUUUAUCGUAGUCUUUGCUUUGCUUGGCAUGCAGCUGUUUGGUGGCAGGUUCAUUUUUGAAGAUUACACUCCAACUAAUUUUGACACGUUUCCAGCCGCCAUCAUGACCGUCUUUCAGAUUCUUACUGGAGAAGACUGGAAUGAGGUGAUGUACAAUGGGAUACGCUCCCAAGGAGGAGUGCAGUAUGGAAUGUGGUCUUCCAUCUACUUUAUUGUUUUAACCUUGUUUGGGAACUACACAUUGCUCAAUGUAUUCUUGGCUAUUGCCGUGGAUAAUCUAGCCAACGCACAGGAACUAACUAAGGAAGAAGAGGAGGAGGAAGAAGAGUUCUUCAAUCAGCGUUAUAAAAGCAGAGAAUUUGGCCUCUCAGAAAGGAGACGGAGGCCGUACUUGUACAGGAAGCGGGCCAUCCACCGAGGACGACCAUCUCCAGCAGAGGCAGAGGAGGAACCUGCUUGCAAGGCAGCGGAAGAGCAGCCCGUGAACGCUUUUGCUGGCCGCCGUGAGAGACGCAAAAAGAUUAACAUGUCCGUCUGGGAGCAAAGGACAAACCAGCUGCGGAAACGGCGCAAGAUGGCCAGUCGUGAGGUACUGUUUGGCAGUCCCACUGAGGAUCAGUUGGACACUCCAGUGAGUGAUCAUCACCAACAGAGCUGCAUGUCCCCCGAGGCAAGCCCCUUACACUUGCCAGAAUCACCAAUGUCUGUGGGGAUUCCCCUGCCAGAGCCACCCAUGUCUAUCACUAUUCCUCUCCCCGAACCUCCAGAGUCUGAGCCGUUGCCCCUGAUGGGAUCGGGGCUGGAGGAGAGGCCGGGCGUUAAUAACCACCAUUCAAACACAGAAAGGAAGCAUCGUGUGGCAAGAAAGUUUCGGGCUGCUGCCAUGGCGGGGGUAGUGGAGGGUGGGCGACACAAACGGCACAGACAUCGUGAGCCCAGAACAGAGAGCCGAAAUGCGGAGAAUCACCAGCAAUUUGGGUGCGGUGAGAAACAGGCGGAAGAGGGUGAGGGUAAAAUGGAGGAAACACAGUCUAAAACCACUGAAACUGAAACGUCUGGCAUGCAAAUUGAGAACCAGGAGGAAUGCACAAGGGAGUUUGUGGGAGACGUGACUGGACUUUCCCAAGCGUCUGGCCUUCAGGAGCUUCAGUCUGUCUGUACUGGAAUGGAGGAUCAAGCUGAAAGCCAGAGGCACAAAGAAGACUUUACAUCAGAAUCGAAAUAUAUCUCGGGGGAAGUCUCAGACAUGGAGAACAACGGCAGCUAUCUUAACCAGGAUGCGUGUAUAACAGAAACCUGCAUUAAACGAGAGACGUCAACCCAGCCUUUGUUGGAAAUGGCACCAAUGAGUGUAAGUUUCAAGGAUGUGGAAGCCGGUUACUCAGAUAAAGCUGGCGAUGAUGACGAUGACGAUGAUGAUGAUGAGAAUGGAGGUGAACAGUCAACUGUACCCAAACCUGACAUACCAGACAGCAUGUUCAUAUUCAAGAGCACAAAUCCCAUAAGAAGGAUCUGCCACUAUGUGGUGACCCUGCGGUACUUUGAGAUGACCAUUCUCCUGGUGAUUGUGGCCAGCAGUAUUGCACUAGCAGCUGAGGACCCUGUGUGCGCCAGUUCAGAGAGGAAUAAAGUUCUCCGUUACUUUGAUUAUGUUUUCACUGGCGUUUUCACAUUUGAGAUGAUUAUAAAGAUGAUUGACCAGGGCCUCAUUCUUCAUGAUGGAUCAUAUUUCCGGGACUUGUGGAACAUUCUAGACUUUAUUGUGGUGGUUGGAGCUCUAAUUGCCUUUGCAUUGACGAAUUUAAUGGGAAACAACAAAGGCAGAGACAUAAAGACCAUUAAGUCCUUGAGGGUUCUCCGAGUUCUCCGCCCUCUCAAGACCAUCAAAAGACUUCCAAAGCUCAAGGCUGUGUUCGAUUGCGUGGUCACAUCCCUGAAGAACGUCCUCAACAUUCUCAUCGUGUACAAGCUCUUCAUGUUCAUCUUUGCUGUCAUUGCAGUGCAGCUCUUUAAGGGAAAGUUCUUCUACUGUACUGAUGGUUCAAUGGGCACCCAGAAAGAAUGCCAGGGCUACUACAUUGACUAUGCGAGGGACCGCAAGGAGGUGAAGAAGAGGGAGUGGAGGAGACACGAGUUCCACUAUGAUAAUGUCCUCUGGGCUCUACUUACACUCUUCACUGUGUCUACGGGAGAGGGCUGGCCACAAGUUCUUCAACACUCGGUGGAUGUCACUGAAGAAAACCACGGCCCAAGCAGAGGAAACCGAAUGGAGAUGUCCAUUUUCUAUGUCGUAUACUUUGUGGUUUUUCCGUUCUUUUUUGUCAACAUCUUUGUUGCCCUCAUCAUAAUCACAUUCCAGGAGCAGGGUGACAAAAUGAUGGAGGAGUGCAACUUGGAGAAAAAUGAGCGGGCAUGCAUUGACUUUACUAUCAGCGCAAAACCCCUAACAAGAUAUAUGCCUCAGAACAGGCAGACCCUCCAGUACCGAUUGUGGCACUUUGUGGUGUCACCAUCAUUCGAGUACACGGUUCUAGUCAUGAUUGCACUCAACACAGUAGUGCUCAUGAUGAAGUACCACUCUGCGCCAGCUGCCUACGACGUUGUCCUGAAGCACCUCAACACAGCGUUCACUGUGCUCUUCUCUCUGGAAUGCAUCUUAAAGAUCAUGGCCUUUGGAUUCAUAAACUAUUUCCGUGAUACAUGGAACAUCUUUGAUUUUAUCACAGUGCUGGGGAGUAUAACUGAAAUUGUGGUAGAUUUACAGUCUGUGAACACCAUCAAUAUGAGUUUUCUAAAGCUCUUCCGGGCAGCUAGACUCAUUAAACUGUUGAGACAAGGCUACACAAUACGGAUUCUGCUGUGGACGUUUGUUCAGUCCUUCAAGGCUCUUCCAUAUGUUUGCCUCCUCAUUGCCAUGCUUUUCUUCAUUUACGCCAUUAUUGGCAUGCAGGUGUUUGGGAAUAUUAAAUUGACUGAUGAAAGCCACAUUAAUCAACACAACAAUUUCAAGACAUUCUUUGGUGCCUUGAUGCUGCUCUUUAGAAGUGCCACUGGAGAGUCUUGGCAAGAGAUCAUGCUCUCAUGUCUUGAAGGGAAGGAGUGUGAACCAGACCCUUCAAUAGUACCACCUUUCACUUCUCCAGACCAUGAAGGGGGCUGUGGCACUGACUUUGCCUAUUUCUAUUUUGUCUCCUUCAUCUUUUUCAGCUCAUUUUUGAUGCUGAAUCUGUUUGUGGCUGUGAUUAUGGACAACUUUGAGUAUUUGACACGAGACUCGUCCAUUCUUGGACCUCACCACCUGGACGAGUUUGUGCGCAUCUGGGGGGAAUAUGACCGAGCAGCAUGUGGCCGUAUUCACUACACUGCCAUGUAUGAGAUGCUAACCCACAUGUCUCCACCUCUUGGAUUGGGAAAGAAGUGUCCUGCCAAAGUUGCCUACAAGAGACUGGUGCUGAUGAAUAUGCCAGUUGAUGAGGACAUGACGGUUCACUUCACAUCCACACUGAUGUCUCUGAUCCGCACUGCACUGGAGAUCAAAAUUGCUAGAGGGGGCGAGGACCGGCUACAGUUGGACACGGAAUUGCAGAAGGAGAUAAGUUGCACCUGGCCACACCUGUCCCAAAAGACUCUGGACCUGCUGGUACCCAUCAACAAAGACACAGACAUGACCGUUGGAAAGAUCUAUGCAUCUAUGAUGAUCAUGGAUUACUUUAAGCAGAGCAAAGCUAAGAAGCUGAGGCUGCAGAUAGAGGCCCAGAGAAGUUCCACCCUGCCCCUGAUAGCUCACAGCGCAGGAUCAGCCCUGACCAGUGGAGGGUUUGUGGCUUUGAGCCCAAUUUCACCACAGGAGCUGUUAUUGCAACCCAUGACCCAGCGCACAGACAGCAGUGAAGACUACGAUGCCUCUCAGGUUGAUGAAUCAGGGUUGAAUGGCGUGUGGGGGGAAGAUCGCCCACCUGAACAUGCAUUCAGAACCAGACACAAGAGCUACAAAGCUGCAGUGUCCCACUCAGACCAGACACAGUACAUGGAAAAGGUGCGGGGACGACCAAAAGAACAACGGUUCUUACUGUCCCCUGAUAACACCAACUCAAAAUCCCGCUCCCGCUCUCCAAGUGAGGAGCGCAUACAUGGGGUCACCAGACAGGGAAACAGCUCAGAAAGCCCCGUCCCCUCCACCUCAGAGUCCAGCACGCCGAGCGGCAAGCGUCGCCUGUCCCAGAUCUCCACCUGCUCACGCCCUCACAUCUCCUACUCACCCUUAGUGUUACACACGCAACCUUCAUCACAAGCUGAUGAUGAUGACGACGAUGACCCAACCGUCCAGCAGAUGUUAGGGUGCUGUAGCACUGCUUUAUGGGAUGACGGCGCUGAAGACCAGGAAGGUAGAGUGAGACAACAGGAAAGCCCCCGUUUUGAUUAUUUGAGUUCAUCCGCCCGGCGCUAUCCUUCUGAAUCCUUCCUUAACCUACAAGAUGAAGAGCACAGCCCGGAUUCUGCCACCCAUAUGGAAACUCUCACCUUUGAGGCAGCGGUGGCCACCAGCCUAGGCCGCGCGAACACGGUCAGCGCCUCGAUGCGCACGAGGUCACGGGUAGGCUGGCAGGUGCCCAACGGACACUUCCGGAAGAGAUUGGCACAGAGCGUAUCUCUCGCUGGCGGCGAAGCUCUCAGCGAUGCAGACGACGACAAAUACUAGAUCGGUUAGUAGAACAGAGACGCAACGGGACAAAUGUAGAUUUCGAGAAGAGCACUAAGGUGGAUGCUGAUCUUCACAAUAUUCAUGCAGUGUUUUAUAGAUAUACUAAUUAAAUGUGUUCAAUGAAACGAGGAACAUAAUUUAUAAAACAACCCCACGCAUUAACAUUUAAGGCCGAAUUCAGGUAUUAAGCGCUUUAUUUACAGUUGGGGAGAGUGAGAUGAUGGUUUAAAGCGCUUAAAUGUUUAUUACAUUUAAUGUCUUUUUUUUUUUCUACAAAAAUUCCAUUGUUUCUAAUUCAUCUUUGUGCCACAUUAUUGAAAUUUCUUAAUAAUGCAAAUACUUUGUUUGAAGUUUAAAUUCAAUUUCUAAAUUGAAUAGGCCAGUGCAACGAAAUCAAUGAAACAUGACUUUCAAAGUUCAGUUCAUAAUAUGUCAAAAAUAAAUGGAAAAAAAUCAUGUUUCUUUAAAACAUUGUUAAAAAGAAAAAUACUAAACGAUUUUACAGCUGAGGCUUUAAUUAUUAAAAGUUGAAAUUUAGUUUAGCUGAUUGUCUUAUACAGGGGUUCUGAGAAAGGGGAAAGGUUACAUCUGAUGUCACAGUUAAUUCAGGAAUUGUUUUUAAAAAACAAAAGAUUUCUUCUCUGAAAAUAUGUAAUAUUGAAUUUUUCUUUCAGGCUACUUGGAAUUUGGAUAUUUGUUACUGAAUUUGAAUCGAUAAGCAUCCUGAUAACUGUAUGUUUAAACUAAUAAAAUAUUGUCUUUUUACCCUG
Messenger RNA from Pimephales promelas (fathead minnow), 6550 nucleotides. The record is from RefSeq and is a predicted model, not a curated record. NCBI's taxonomy places the organism in Eukaryota, Metazoa, Chordata, Actinopteri, Cypriniformes, Leuciscidae.